Anolis carolinensis (green anole) is the source of this 13014-nucleotide messenger RNA. RefSeq names its product G-patch domain containing 8 (gene gpatch8). Gene Ontology annotation, cellular component: nucleus. The record is from RefSeq and is a predicted model, not a curated record. The coding region runs from base 6687 to 10901 and encodes 1404 amino acids. The transcript is spliced from 8 exons. NCBI's taxonomy places the organism in Eukaryota, Metazoa, Chordata, Lepidosauria, Squamata, Anolidae. Gene Ontology annotation, molecular function: nucleic acid binding.
ACUUUUCACUUUCAAGCCCCCAGCAGGCCAGAGAGUGCUCACCUGUUCUUUGGAAGUUCCACAAGUCAGAUCAUAUUUUUAGAAGAAGAAAAACUGAAGGGUGUGUGAUAAUAUAUUUGGAUGUAUCCUAUUAUUUUUAAAGUGAGGCAAGUCACUAUCUCAUCUAAGAAGUUCUUUUAAACAACAGAUAGGAACAUCUAUUUAAUUCUUGUUAAAAGAUCCUUUAUAGAAGCUCAUGUUAACAAAUGCUGAAUACAACUUCUUUUGAGUAUAUAGAUUUGGUGGAUAAUUAGUGGUAAAAUAUAUUUGAUCCUCUUUAGUUGAAAUUUUCCUUGGCCCAGGGAUGAAAAAUGCAGAACAAAAAUGUUAGCAUUUGGAACACACACACACAGGAUUUUUUUUCAAAGUUGCCGUUAGCAGUUGUAAAGGGACAAAAAGGGAAGAGUUACAUUUUGCUCACUUGCCCAUUUGCAUUUCAAGCAUGUCAGCUUUCCUUGAGAUACAUCUAUGCUUGUUCUGUCCCAAAUAGAGUAGAGGUAUUUCUAUAGCCAAAACAUGUCUUUGAGAUUCAGCAUCAUGUAUUUGUAUUGACUGUAAUCUCACUGGAGUAGUAGUUGAAAAGGAAAUGAAAUAGAUACUUAAAAGUGUUUUGGAGAAGGCUAUGGAAAUGAAAACAAAACAUGGAGAGGUUGAGCAUUUUCAGGACAAAACAUGGGUUGAGAAAGUAUGUGUGGCAUGCACAGUUCCCAAGAUAAUUUUGAGAUCCCCAAUGGUGUGCAGUGUCUUUAUCUGAAAAAGGACCCCUCCUCUCCUCCAGUAUUAGUGUGGAAGGAGCAAUUUUGCUAUGUUUUGAUCCCCCAGACUGUUUUAGGUUCAGGGGAAUUUUUUUUAGUAAAACCUAUCAAGAGAGUACUGUGGGGGACAUUUUAAGGACAAAAUCUGGAGAGGUAGUGCAGCCUUCCAUAAGGGGGGCAGUGAACCCACCAAUCCACACCUGGAUCGGUAGAUAUAUUUAACCUUUAAACAUGUCCUGUUUUGUUCUGUCUUUGGAAUUGUAUGCCACAUCCUUCCUUGGCCUGUACUCUUGAGCAUUCAUAGCGUUCCCUGCCCUUCUGAUUUCCUGUUCUUGUAAGCACUCUUUGAGCCAUGUUGGUCCUGCCAACGUCUCAUAAUAUCCUUGCAGUUUUCACUAUAGCCAAGCUGAUGACAUCUGUACUACUAUAAGAAAGCUUGGCAUUUAUUGUUGGCAUUUUGCACUAUGGUCUCCAACAUGCACAGUGACCCUUAAAGUAACAUACACUCUCCUUGCACAAAGCUGAGUGAAUCCAACACCAAGAGACUGCAUGCAGUCCUGCUGUAUUGUUAAGUUAUCACUACAUCCAAAUUCAGUAAGUGUAUCUGUGGGCUAGUACUUUAGUAUCACAUGCAAAGCAGCUUCAGUGGUUCCUAAAAUCUUCUUAAAGAGUCUUGUAACUUACGGAUUCCUUAAAAUAGUGUACCUUUCUCUCUUUGUACUGCUGUUGAAAAGUCAGCAUGCAUAAGCUUGCCUUUAGGGGAGAUAGAUGGGGUAUGGGCCUUAGUCAGGUGAUAAUACUGGAAUUACAUGAGAAGGUGCUGUCAAUACUAGCAAUAGUUCUGUCCAGUCAGUGGUAGCAAUAGUUCUAUCCAGUUAUCUUGAGAUUGUCAAGCAUUUUCCAUAACACAUUCUCCUUUGGCCAUUGUUAGAGAAAUACCCACUGCACUUCUCAUCUCAACACAAAAGUCAGUGUUCCAUCAUUGGGCUACAUAGCUUGCCCUGCUCAGCAGUAGUCUCAGCUGUGAAGUUAAUCCGGUCCUGUUAAUGUUUGGAUUUGAGACUACUGACUGUAGACUGUUCCCAGUACCAUUGCAUUUGUGAAUGCUUUUAAAGAACUCUAGCAUUAGGAAAAAAGCAAUAUAUAAACAUAUAUUUGCUUUCCUGUGUAGUAGAUUGGUGUUUGUGUGUGCGUAUUUGUGUGUGUGUUGAGCUGUUCUCAGAAAUUUACACAACUUGGGGUGUUCGACAUUUUUUCUUCCACAGCAGUUGGCCCAAAUUAGCUAAGCAGCCAUGACCUGGUUUGUAUUUGCACGGUCUGCAUUUAUAAUUUCUUUUCUAGGGUUUCCUCUCCUUCUCCUCUCCCCUCUCCAUCUCUUAUUUCUGUUCUUCUGGUCCAGUGAACACUGCAUUCAAUAUCUACUGUCUUAUUGUGCUGGCAUGAUGCUAGAAUUAGGCAUGGCGGUCAUUGAUGACACAUGAAAUAAUGCUGCAGAGGGGGUGGGAAGGACAAGAGUGAUGCAGCUGCACUUAACUCUGCUGAAUUAUUCAGUCUUGUUUGUGCACAUACAUAGAGAGACAUACAGACACACUCCAAUUGAAAUGCAAAGCCAGUUGCCCUCUGUGCAAAUGUCAUGGAAUAGGUAGCAUGAGGCAGUACUGGAGACAUUGGUACCAGGACGGUUGUCUCAGAUUUGCAGCAGCCCUACUUGUUGUGUCAUGAGCUAGAGCUCUGUCCCUUUACAUAGCCAAAAAUAGGAAGGUCCCAUUUAAAGGUUGCCUUGUUGAGGUGUGAUCAAUGUGUACAGCAGCUAUGUAAGACCCAACAUUUUGAUUCACAUUCACAAAUUUGUAGUUUAAGUUCAGAACUCUCCCUUCCAUGAAUAGAGAUUUUUACAAGCAAUAUGCAGUCUAUUUAGUGUGCAAAAUGCUUUAUCCUUGAUGAAGCUUUGUUUAUUUUUUUUUGCCACAACCUGGACUUCUUGUUCUCAUAAUUAGUUGGAUCCAAUUUAGCUUAUUAAAGCUUAAUUAUCUUUCAAAUGAAUUGGGGAAGCUGUUUGGAUCUGGAAAAGCCACAUAAAUUUUAGUAGGAACUUAAUCUGGAUCCAGUCCAUUAUCCUUGGAUUUUCUCUGAUACGAGAGCUUAGUUAAGAAAUAGGAAGUAGGGCAACAAUUAUAUAAUCUUUAUACUUCCCUAGUCUAAAAGCAUUGCAGAGUGCAUCUUAAGCUAAUUUUCUGAAUAUUUCAGCUACAGUUAACCAUUUGACCAGAUUGAAAAGACAGCCAAAUGACUGACCAGAGACUAUUCAGGUUUUUUUUUGGGAGGUGGGUGCUUUUAGUAUUAGCUUUAUUAGAGCAUGAAAGAAGAUUUUGCCUUUACUGUACUUUGCUUUGGUUAAUGUGUACUUUGUAGCUGUAUCUUGUAUAUUUUUUCAGCCAAUAACUUCAGUUCUUUCAAAAAAAAAUUUUUUUCUACUUAUUUAUUUCAACCCCAUCUUUCUCCAUCCCUGAGAGUCAAGGCUUCUUACAAAAGUUACUAAAGAUACAGUUAAAAGUAUACAUUGUACAAAAGUUAAAAUACAAGUAAGCUAUCAAUGAAAUUGAAUGCAACUAAAAGCAUGCUCAUUUCAAAGAAAAAUAGCAGAUGUGUAGUUGUAUGUCCCUUGUAACCCGUCCCAUUUUUGGAAGCAGCAGGUAAGGUAUACCCAGAUUCAGGGCUAACAUUUGAGGCAGCAAAAUACAUGAUGGCCAGUGUUAUCAGUACAGAAUGGAAUUUGGGCAUCAUGAAAUAGUACACCAUGGUUAGUUGGCCAGUGUACUGAGCCCAGUUGCAAAAGAACACAUUAAAACUUGCAAAUGCAUUAAGAGGUCAAUCACUUUUAAAGAAGAAAUAAGAAGGGAAUUCUUAAACCACUCAUAGUUCUAACCUAGUAACCAUGCAUACAAUUACCUGUGGAUUUAUAUUAUUUUAUAAUAGUGACUUUUUGAAAACAUGCUUUUAUAAUGUAACCCAGUACAUAGUUUCUCAGAAAUAAGCCACCACUCAAUGUAGUGGGACCUGCUCCCAGGAAAACAUGUACUGGGUUUUCUAUUUUAGUGCUAGGGUAUUGAUUAGGAAGUUAAAUGGAAUCUCAACAACCGGACAAUGUUUUGGAGAGUUUGUUUCUUUAAGCCUGGAGAGAACAGCUGUAAGCUGAUUUGUGAUCUAAAUAUCAGCCAAAGUAAAAUCUUUUAAAAGGCCUAGUGUUAAAAACUUCUCUGAUUGCAGUUCUAUAUUUCAUAGUUGUUGGAAAAUUAGGACAUAAAGCAUUUCUACCCACCUUCAGAAAACAAUAUAACACCAAAUACUGCCUUUUAUUUUUCAAUGCUGAAAGAUAGUUUUCUUUCUUUCCAACAGCAAAUAAAAUCCAAUUUUGAACUGGAAAUGUAAAGUGGAUUUAUCACAAGGGCUUAACAGUAGUAAGUAAAGCCUUCUAAAACAUAAGUGGCUUUAAGUUUCUAAAAAGCUGUUGUGAUCUCUUGGAUCUAGAAGCUAUAUAAAGCCCAAGGGGAAGCAUAGAUGGAAACCUUUUUAGGGAAUGGCUUUGCUUGGGAAAAUAGUUGAAUUCACGAAGUAGCUCUGCAGCAUUAUCUUUUGGAGGGGAUCCUAACUUGUAUUGCUACAACAUAGAGCUUGAAGGUGGAUGGUAAAGGCUGGUUGGGAGUCUACAGAUCACAACACUGUUAAAGAACACAAGAUAGUUUCCAUUUUUUCUUUAGCAGCUGGUGUCCAUACGAGGAAGGUCAGCUUCUUCUGCUCAACUGGGGAUAUCUCCCCUCCCCUCUUGUGGUUUAAUUCAAGCUUUCGUUUAAACCUCUUCCCCUUCCCAGCUACUAUAUCCUGUGUAUAUGACAAGGUAUCUAGUCUGAAGUUCGGAAACUGAAUCAUGGCUGCAAUUCUGGUAACGAGUGAAUUCCUCAUGAGCCACAUACAGGACUUAAAGAGUCCCUAUGACAUUAUCCAUCUGCCAAAACUCUUUCCUUUUAACAGUUAUUUCACAGAGGAAAUGAAUUAUUCCAUAUUCAUUAGACCUUUGCAUUUCUGGGAUCUUGACCCAUCUCUAGAUUUUUCAGGCUAGCUUUGGAAGUUAGAUUCCCAUUCUCUUGUGUGAUGUAAAUUACUUUGGCCUCCCUUAGAAGGUAGGUUGAAUUAAACAAAAAUAGCAGUUCACAUGUAAAGUUCCCAAACAAACCAAGCAUUAGAAAACACCCUUUCUGAAAAAGUGUUUGGGAUGUAAAGAUAUGAAUGUUAGAUUUAGGUCUUGUCCAGAUGAGAGAUGACAGUGAAACCGAUACGUUACUGGGAAUAGAGCUGCAGAGUCCACACCUUGCUCAGGAACAGCCCAACUUGGAAACCUGUUAAGGAUGAGGCAGCACCAUGCAACUGCUUUGACUUACUAAUUUGUGAACUUAAACCUAAUUAUUUCAGGAUCUGCCAAUAACUGUUUAAUGGGAGAGGGCUGCAGAGAUGGAUCCAAGUAGACCAUUCUUAAAGAAGAGGGCAGAUUCACUCUUUAUAUUUUUAAAGUGCCUUGAAUAUGGCAGACAAAUUAAUUUGGGUCAGUCCAGGCUCCUGAGGGCCAGGGAGAAAAAGAAGAGGUAAUCAUCAAUCACUAAGGCGACUUAGUUUUUGCCACGUUGCUUCUCUAUUGAUCUGUGGACUCCCUUUUAUCCAAAACAUGUAACUUGACAGGGCUGCCAAUUUGCCAUUUAGCAGCAGCCCAGAAGUUGCCAAGCACUAUAAAUACUGUGCUUUCCAGAGGCGCUGAAUGAUGUAGCACUACUCUUGGGCUUUUCUCUCUUGUCUUCAUUGUGUCAUACGCAGUAAGCUCAGGUUCUUGUUUCGGGAAUCUCUUCCUCCCUCCCUCCCUUUUAGUUCCUUUUUGCCUCCUCUUUUGCAUGGGAUCACUCUCUGUAGCACCUAGUCUUCCAGCUUAUGGAUUCCUUGAUGCACAGUCAGCAUUCCUUAUGGAGCCACUCAAGAGAUGACAACACUUUCUCUCAGUCAUUUUGGUUGGGCUAUGGACCAGUUUAACCUGGAUUGUGUAUUUGCAAGUUAUUUCAUCGUUUCUCAUCCCUCAAAUUGUUGCCAGACUCCCACUCAGGGUAUGUUACCUUAAGGAAGUCUUAACAAAACAGCCAUAUACCCUCAGCCUUUCCUAUGGAAACUAUUGUAUUUUAUUUUUGCUCUGGGCCCUUCCAGACAGGCCCUAUAUUGUGGGAUCAAAUCCUGGGAUACAGGACCUGUCUGGAAGGGCCCUCUGAAUGUGCAUUCUAUCUAGUGAAGAGCUGCAUGAAACCCAAAAGUCUCUGUGUUAUUUUGUAAUCAUGGGAUUACAGGCUGGAAGCUGUUGCUUUAAUAUGAAAACUGUUUCACACAAAGUCUCUUAAGUGGCUUGGUAAGUCUGCUAAUGUGUAUAACCAUCCUCAGUUUUUUCUCUUUCCCAUGCCCCCUUCUAAUGUUUGUUUCUCCUCCCCCUUUCACUAUGUCAGCCACAACACUCUUAAACUCCCAGCUGGUCUUGUAUUUAUUUUAUGCUUUCAUUCUUCUUUAAUAAGUACAUUACUUGCAAGCAGUGAAUUGAAAACAAAGCAAACGAAUUGAAAAAAACAAACAAAUUAUCAUUAGUCGGUUGGACAGUUUCUUACUUUGUGUUACAUUUAACUGUUCUUUUGACAGCCCAGUUUUUAAAGCCAGGAUAAUAUUGGACACCGUUUGCUACAGAAGCAUGGUUGGAAGCUGGGCCAGGGCUUGGGGAAAUCCCUCCAAGCAUAAUGAUCCGGGACUUGUUGUGGUGAUGGUAAACUUAGUGGUAGGACAGAUCCCAUCCCGAUCGUUGUCAAAUAUGAUGUCAUGGGCAUGGGACGGAUGGAAAUGGAGCUGGACUAUGCUGAAGAUGCCACGGAACGAAGAAGAGUUUUGGAAGUGGAGAAGGAAGAUACUGAAGAGCUAAGGCAAAAAUACAAGGAUUAUGUGGAUAAAGAAAAAGCUAUUGCCAAGGCACUUGAAGAUCUUCGAGCCAAUUUUUAUUGUGAGCUCUGUGAUAAGCAGUACCAAAAGCAUCAAGAGUUUGACAAUCACAUAAAUUCCUAUGACCAUGCCCACAAACAGAGAUUGAAGGACCUCAAGCAAAGAGAAUUUGCUCGAAAUGUUUCAUCAAGGUCUCGAAAAGAUGAGAGAAAGCAGGAAAAAGCCCUGCGACGUUUGCAUGAGCUGGCUGAACAGAGGAGGCAACCUGAAUGUGCUCCCGGAAGCGGGCCUAUGUUUAGAACUACUACUGUUGCUGUUGAUGAAGAAGGAGAAGAUGACAUGGACUCAGCAGCUCCCAGUACAUGUUCUUCCUUCUCACCAGCUUCUGGGCAAGUUACUGGUGUGACCGUUGACAAGGGCAUUACUUACACCAGUGGGCAAUCCAGCAACAACACUGCCCCUGGCCAGGUUCUUGUACAGAUGCCACAGGCUGUCAGUUUGGGGAUUAACCCUCUUAAAAUAGGUGUGUCUUUCUCCUUCGCCAAAAAGGCCCCUGUGAAACUUGAAUCAAUUGCCUCUGUCUUCAAAGACCACGUGGACGAAUCCAGUUCUCCUGAUGAUGAAGUUAAAGCGGAUGAAAGAACUCAUACAGAUAUUUUAGGGAAAAUUGGAGAGGUAGAGGGGACAAACAGCCCUGACAGUAAAGGAGAUGAAGAGGAGCAACAGCAUGACAAAGAUGGGACAACUCUAAACACCACACUGUCCAAACUGAAGAAGAUGAAACGAGACGAUGGGCCAGUGGCACUAGAACCAGAGUAUUAUCACUACAUCCCACCAGCUCACUGCAAAGUGAAGCCCAACUUCCAGUUUCUUUUGUUCAUGAAGGCUACGGAUCAAGUAGAAGCAGAGGCUGCAAGUAAGAAAUUGACAUGUGAAAGGAAACAGAGCAAUUCCCCCAAACCUAAAAUGGCAAAAAAUGGUGAGAAAGCAAUGGUAGCAGAGUGUGUCGUCCAUCAGAAGGAGCAGAGUCCUGCCAGGAAAAGCAGUAAAACAGAAGAUAAAGACCCUUCAGAAGAUAUAGGCAAGCAGGAAGCAAAACAGCUCAAGGAAAGUGACCCUAUGGAGGUGGAGGAUGCUAAAGAGAGCCCCCAGCCUCCAGCAACUAGUAAAGAAACCACAGAUGGACCUAAGCAUUUAACAGGGCCCUUUUUCCCAGUACUGAGUAAAGAUGAGAGCACCACCCUCCAGUGGCCUUCAGAACUGCUGAUCUUUACUAAAGCAGAGCCUUCGGUAUCGUACAGCUGCAAUCCUUUGUAUUUUGACUUUAAGCUGUCUCGUAACAAAGACACCAAAGCAAAGGGGGCGGAAAAACAGAAACCAGCAACAAGUAUUUCUAAGGAGAAAACACAGUCUACAGAAGAGGGUAAUGCAAGCAAGAGCAAAGAGGCAGAUCUUCUAGCUGGCAGAUCUGCUACUUUGUUAGAGAGCAAGUCCCUGCCAGGGUGCAGUAAGCAGGAGUCCAACCCUUUGAGCACUGGCAAGGUAGAAGGGCCAGAAGAUGGCAGCAAAGGCAAUGUCAUCAGUCGCAAAGUGGGGAAGUCCCACAAACACAAGAAGAAGAAGAAGCACAAGAAGUCCACUAAGCACAAACGUCGACGUAAAGGUGAGGUAGAGGAGAAGAGCAGAGAAGGAGACCUGCCAGAAGAUAAAUCCAAGAAACGGAAGAAACACAAACACAAAAAGAGCAAGCCUUCUUUUCCCACGGACGCUGAGCGACCACAAGGGACCGAAGAUGCUGGCUGCUCCAAAAAAAGAAAGUGCUUCACUCAAGAUUCUCAACGGAAGUCUAUUUCUACUGAAGAAGGCAAUAGUAGUAGCAAGAAAGAGGAUGGUGGCACCUCGUCUCAAGAUCACAGCAAAAAAAACAAGGGGGACCAGCAACAGGCAUCAUCAGCUAGCAAGAGGCGGUCUUCCACCUUGGCUUCAGUUCACCCCAGCCAUAGAGGCCGACAGAGCAGUGGUGGCUAUGAAAGUGAUGAGGACUCCUGUCACAAGCGUUUUAGGCAGAAGUCAGCAUCACAGUACAGUGACGAUUAUGACUCUGGCAGUGACUGUUCCCGAAGCCGCUCAAGGUCAGGACAUCGACAUUCCUCUCGCAGAUCAUCUCAGAGGUCAUACUCAACAAGCUCAUAUGCCUCCUCUGACAAUAGCCGAUACAGCCGACGGCGGAGCUACUCAGAAGACAGCUACAGUGACUACAGUGAUAGAUCACGGAGUCGUACCAAGCGCUCUCAUGACUCAGAGGAUGAUUCAGACUAUGCAAGCUCCAAACGCAGAUCAAAACGGCGCAAGUACUCCUCCUCAGAAGACGACUACAGUCUGAGUAGAAGCAGGUCCCGGACCCGGAGCCGUAGUCGAACCCAUGCCAGGGGGAGAUCUAGAACAAGAAGCCGGGGCAGGACGCGCAGCAGCAGCUGCAGUCACAGCCGGAGUAAGCGGAGGAGUCGAAGCCGAACCGGACACAGUUGGAAGCGGAGCAGAAGCUACAGCCGGGAGCGCAGCAGGAGCACAAGAAGUCUUUCACAGAGGUCCCUUUCAAGGAAGGGAUCCCGUGGCCACGAAAGCCCUAGUGAAAGAAGAUCUGUGCGACGAGACUUCAUCCGGUCCAAGAUCUACCGUUCACAGUCCCCUCACUAUUUCAGAGGCAGACAAGGUGAAGGAUCUGUGAGAAAGGAAGAAACAAGAAGAGAGGAAGUGACAGGAACCAGCAGUCACCCCCAGAAUAGUGGCAGCUCUAGCUUGGGAAGCAGCUGUAAUCCUGAGGAGAAGAACUCGGCCACAGCCAAACUACUUCUGGAAAAAAUUCAGUCCAGAAAGGUGGAGAAGAAGCCCAGCAGCAAUGAAGAUUCCCUUGCAGCUCCACACAAGGUUGGGAUAAAGCUGAAGGAUCCCCCACAGGGCUAUUUUGGCCCAAAGCUCCCUCCUUCUCUUGGCAACAAGCCUGUCCUUCCAUUAAUUGGAAAACUUCCCACAGUCCGAAAACCAAAUACCAAGCCUUGUGAAGAAGCUGGAUUAGAAAAAGUAGAGGACCUAGAGAUUUCAGAAGUGGAAGAAGCAACCCCUGUCACUGGGGAGACGGUCCUGGCAAGCCAACCCCAAGAGGAGGAAACUCCAGAAACAGAAACACCAGGCAACCUUCCAAUUGAUCAAAAAACAGAAGAAGUGGCCAUAGAAGUGGCUUCUGUUCCCCUUGAACCACCAGCACUCCCAGAGUGCUAUGGAUCUGGAGACGUGGUUGUGGCGCACAGCUUCCUCCCUGAUCCAAAUGAAGGUGAAACUUUAGAGCCUCUGGACAGUGGAAACCCACCUGUCUCCAUAGAAAACAGGAUGGUGCCUUUGGGGCCAGAUGUAGAGCACUUUCCAAGCUACAUACCACAGAGUGGGGAGCCUAGCAUCAGUGGGGAGCCUGAGGGCAGUGAGGACUCUUCCUUGGCACCCCUGGAGAGCCAACCCAUUACCUUUACCCCAGAGGAGAUGGAGAAAUACAGCAAACUUCAGCAGGCCGCUCAACAACACAUUCAGCAGCAGCUCCUUGCCAAGCAGGUCAAGGCCUUUCCUGCCUCUGCUGCCCUGGCUCCGGCCACAGCCCCUGCCCUGCAGCCCAUCCAUAUCCAGCAGCCCACAGCAGCUGCAGCCACCUCCAUUACCACCGUUCAACAUGCUAUCCUGCAGCAUCACGCAGCAGCUGCUGCUGCAGCCAUUGGAAUCCAUCCACACCCACACCCCCAGCCUCUUGCUCAAGUCCAUCAUAUCCCCCAGCCUCAUUUAACACCCAUCUCCUUGUCCCACUUAACCCACUCCAUCAUCCCAGGGCACCCUGCCACUUUCUUGGCUAGCCACCCCAUCCAUAUCAUCCCUGCCUCAGCCAUCCACCCAGGCCCCUUCACUUUUCAUCCUGUCCCCCAUGCUGCCCUCUAUCCAACUCUUCUAGCACCCCGGCCAGCAACGGCUGCCGCAACAGCACUGCACCUUCACCCUCUUUUGCACCCCAUCUUCUCAGGACAGGAUUUACAGCAUCCCCCCAGCCAUGGCACAUGAAGGGUGUGAGAAAGAAGCAGUCUCGCUGGUGGGGAGGGGAGAAGGAGGACGGGGCAUGCCUGUGCGUAUCCAUGUGUCUUGCUCCCUGAAAAGCAACAGCUGACACUGGACCUGAGAACAGCCAAAGAAGGGUACAAUUGGGCAGGAAAAGGCAGACUCAAGAUAAUUAAUCUCUGGAAAAGGGGAAAGUUGUGUUGCCAGAGAUCUGCUUGUAAGGAGCUUCAGGGCCUUGUACAUCCAAGAAGAUGGCUUACUCGCAUCUACAUGAAUACGAAAUUCUUACCAGGUGGGCCCACUGUUUUAAUUUGCAAUUAUCAUCUAUUUUUUUCCUUUCCACUCUGAAAACCAAAGUGGAUAAUAUCUAAAUUAUCUUGCCUUCAAUACCCGUGUUUAAUUUAAAUUGUGAAAGCGGCAAUUGGAUUUCACCUUUGAUGCUAAACCGAGCAAAAGAUCCAAGAAAUAUCCAACUUAGACCUAUCUCUCUUGUCCUCUGCUCCCAUGUUCAGCAGCUUGCUGAUAAUCAAAACGGGAAACAGCGACCAGUUUCCAACAUCAGACAAGCUAGGCAAGGCUGCCCUUGUCCAGUUAUGCUGAGAGAGAACACAGAGCGAUCCCUCUAUUAGUCCUUGAAGCAAUAUAAUGUGCUGGAGUCCUGUGAACAUCUUCAACAUGACUCUGACUUGUAUUCUUUACUCUGUAAUAUUUGAUGGUUCCUUAUUAACUUAUGAUUUUUUUUCAGAAGAAAAAUGUUUUUAAAAAUUGCACUGAACUCUGUAAAUGUACAAUGCUGCUUUUUGUAGCUCCUCUGAAAAAUGUUCCAUAUUGGUAGUAUACUGCAAUAACACUUUUUACAGUCCGUUCUUUGAGUGGUACUUGUUCAGGUGGCUUUGGUUAUCUAUACAUUUUGAUGUAGUUGGAAAGAAAACCUGCAUCAAAAUUUCAGAGCUUCUAGUUGUGGCUAGGGGACAUACUUCAAGCAUGUAAAUUUCAAGCUCUCUCUCUCUUCUUAAUUUUAUGUACUAUAAAAUGAAAAAAAAAAUCCUUUUAAGGAGGAAAUGUGAGAAGAAUAAACAAGACACAGUGAUUUGGACUCCCUUCUGUAUUAUAGCUGAAGAAUUCCAUCCUAUGUCACUCCCAAGAAAAUAGGAGUUAGUGUGGCAGCUAAGGUGUUUGCUGCAUGCUUUAGCAGCACCACUAGUUUGACCAGAAUAGCCAGUUGGUUCCAUAGAGCAAGAAGUUGAAUUUUACGUUGAAGAAAGGAGUGAGUCUCCCUCAUUAAGCACCCCAAAAUCCAGCACUUUCCCCAGGAUUCAAACCACUCAAUCUGAGCUGCUGAGAGGACAUUGCUUCUAGGUAGGUGUGUAUGUGUGUUUAUGUUAAGGCUCUUUAUUUUCAAAUAUGUGCCUUUUUAUGUUUAGGAAAAGUUUUGGGUGCAGUGGUUUUAGUUUGAAUCCUCUUCUUUAUUGGGAUUUUUUUCUAGAGCAAUGAGUUGCCCAGUCCUCAGAAGUGUCCCUUUUUCACUUAGGUGGCAUCGCCUUUUGAGAGAUAAUGAAUUCCCCUGUUUCCACUCCCUAAAAUAGGACCUUCUUUAAAAAACAGAGGAGGAGGUUCCUGCCAUUUCGGUUCAGUGUAAAAAGAAGUUGGCUUCUGGCAAAGUGGCAUCCAAACCAGAGGGGCACUGCUAGUUUUUGUCUUAUGAACAUGGCUUCCACUCCCAAAAUUCGAAAAUAACCACUUUUGCCUCUUACCCUGAAAUUUCUAGGCUCUAUACCGCCCUGAGCUUCCUUACACUUUGCUAGAAAAAAAAAUCUAGCACUGGAAAAUGCUGCUCUGACAAAAGGACUCAGUUGUAGCUGCUGUAGAUAUUCAACAAGUAACAGUAUUAAUUUCUCAGUUCUUGGUUCCCUUGAGGUUCAGAGUGAAGACAUGGCACCCCAGUGGGCCCAGGAAAUUGGACUUCCGCGAGAGUGCUUACAGAAAAAGAGAACACGCUCUUACUUCAGUAUCAGCAGGCUAUAUUUAACUUUGUCACAUAAAAGUAUAUAUAUAUAUAAAUAUAUAUACAUGCUGUAAAAAUGAGGAAAAUAAACUUUCUAAUAAACUAGUAAUUUGG